Messenger RNA from Struthio camelus australis, 306 nucleotides. NCBI's taxonomy places the organism in Eukaryota, Metazoa, Chordata, Aves, Struthioniformes, Struthionidae. The record is from RefSeq and is a predicted model, not a curated record.
AGAGACUUCAUUGAGCAGCACUACGUGACCCUGAAGAAGGCAAACCCGGAUUUUCCCAUCCUAAUUCGCGAAUGCUCUGAGGUGCAGCCCAAACUGUGGGCUCGAUACGAGUUCGGCAAGGAGAGAAGCGUGCCAUUGAAUAACCUGAGCAUGGAUGAAGUAGCCAAGGCUUUAGAGAACGUUGUAAAAAGCAAGGUCUGAAGACAGAGUGAACCUGUGCGCACCGAAGACUUUACUGAUGAGCUUUAAUGUGAAACAUGUCUAUCCUUAAGUUAUUAAUCACAUAAAUGUACGUGCUCACCCUGA